CAAAACUGUGAAAAAUUAUGGGAAGUUUAGCGAGCGAUGAGAGAGAGUUGUCUUGCUAUGAUACAGUCGUAAGCAAUGGCAGAACUUUUCUUCCACUCAUAACAUAUUAUGAUGCUGAAGAGGAUGAUCAUGACGAUGACGAUGAUUUUGUUUUCAGCAUUGAUUCCUCUUUGUUGGUUGAUCCUCAGAAUGUUUGGCUUGGCAAGGUCACCGGUGAAGGGUCUAACUCCAUAGUGCACGAAGGAAUUUAUCAGUCCAAGCCUGUUGCCGUGAAGAUUUUCCAGUUGCAUAAGACAUCUGGCAUCAGUCGUAGAUAUAAAGAAAAUUUUCAGAGGGAGGUCACCCUGCUAUCAAGGACAAACCAUGAAAAUAUUUUGAAGUUUGUUGGUGCCUGUAUUGAACCAACUAUGAUGUUAAUUACUGAGCUAAUGCGCGGUAGUAAUCUUCAGAAGUACCUGUGGAGUGUUCGCCCAAAAUGUCUAGAACUGAAGCUUUCAAUAAGCUUUGCAUUAGACAUUUCUCGAGCUAUGGAAUACUUGCAUGCUAAUGGCAUUAUUCAUCGUGAUCUGAAGCCAAGUAAUGUCCUUCUGACAGAAGAUAAGAAGCAUGUUAAGCUGGGUGACUUUGGGUUGGCUAGGGAGGAAGUUGUGGAUGACAUGACUUGUGAAGCUGGUACUUAUAGAUGGAUGGCUCCUGAGAUAUUUAGCCAAGAUCCAAUUCCAUUUGGAGUGAAGAAACAUUAUGACCACAAGGUAGAUGUGUAUAGCUUCGCAAUGGUUUUGUGGGAGUUACUUACCAAUAAAGUUCCCUUCCAGGGGAGGCGAAACAUAACAGUAGCGUAUGCAGCUGCCAAAAAUAUAAGGCCUAGCGUGGAGGAUCUUCCAGAGGAAAUUGUCCCUCUGUUGAAAUCUUGCUGGGCACAAGACCCGAAGGCUCGACCAGAAUUUACAGAAAUCACCGUCUUCCUUGCAAACUACCUCAAUUCAACUGAGGUCAUCCGUCCCAUCUCAACUGUAGUUGAUAUGGAACAAGUGGAAAUUAAGUCGAACAAAGAUUAUUCUGCUGCUGAAAACAAGGAUAAUGAGAUUGAGAAGCCCUAUGUAGUUAAAAUUGAAGAAGUGGGAAAUAACUUAAACAAAGAUUCUUCAGCUGCUGAAAACAAGCAUCAUGAGAUUAAGAAGCCCAAGAAACGAAACUGUUAUUUACCCAAUUUCCUGAGUUGUUUUGGUCACCGCUUUUCCAGCUGGAAGAUUUUUGGAUUGUGCGGCAAAUGAAUUGGAAGUUUGACUCAACCUCCAUGACUAGGCAUCAGAGCUCACUACAGCAAAACAAAUGCUGCUAGAAGUGAAGGGCCUACCUAAGGAAGCUUCCUGGUGCUAUGAAGCAUACUCUAGAAUUCCUUUUUCUUGUAUAAUUUACAUAAAAUUCACAUUGUGGAUUUUGUGUUUUUUUGACUUGCUAAAUCUUUAUUUUGGUGAUUCUUGCAAUCUCUGACCUGGGAUUAAUUUCCUAACUUGAAAUUAGAGCAGGAUUUUCUUAGAAUUGCAUCCUCUCCUAGUUCCUUUUUUUACUCAUCUUUAAUAUGGAAAGCAACACAUUUGGCA
Molecule: messenger RNA, 1604 nt
Organism: Mangifera indica (mango)
Lineage: Eukaryota; Viridiplantae; Streptophyta; Magnoliopsida; Sapindales; Anacardiaceae
Product: serine/threonine/tyrosine-protein kinase HT1-like
Exons: 7
Coding region: 18-1274 (418 amino acids)
Biological process (GO): protein phosphorylation
Molecular function (GO): protein kinase activity; ATP binding
Source: RefSeq, a predicted model, not a curated record